Ogataea philodendri is the source of this 2943-nucleotide messenger RNA. RefSeq lists its product as uncharacterized. The record is from RefSeq and is a predicted model, not a curated record. Lineage: Eukaryota; Fungi; Ascomycota; Pichiomycetes; Pichiales; Pichiaceae. The transcript has 4 exons. The coding region runs from base 1 to 2943 and encodes 980 amino acids.
AUGCGCAAAGAGUGCACGCUCAACAGACCGUUAAAAAAGUAUGGCCGUCCCCCUAAACUGCUUUCUCACGAGAUGGUCGACGCAGACUCCUCCGACAGCAAGGACGACAGUUCAGCAAAAGGGUCGAGUGUUUCGGAUACCUCGACGAACUCCUCGGUGGAGGAAGUCACAGAACCAUGGAAACAGCCCCGCUCUCCGGAAUUGCUGAUCCAACAGCUCAGCUACACGUUCAGCCUCAACAACGACGAAAAGGGAUACAUGGAGAGAUUCAUCAGGUUUAAGGCCGCAAUGCUGUUGGGAACAAACACAGAAUUGUUUGUUCUGACAGUGGUCCCCUUGGCUUUCACUCUUCCCUGUGUCAAGUACACCAUAUUGGCCAUCUCGCUGGCCUCAGAAGAUCAUCUGGAAGCGUACCGAGACUCGCAGAAAUAUAGAUCGCUCGCAAAAUUCGACCGCAGCGACUCGCCAAGUACAGAAAUUAGGAUCCUCGAGCUGCUCAUGCUGGUGCUGAUGGAAAUCGUCAUGGGGGAUGGAAUGGAAUCGACCCUGUAUUUGGAAAAACUGGAAAUCAUAUUGAACCAGCUGCCAAACUGGCUACACGAGCGAAACUCCCAGCUUCAUCAGAUGCUUGUUCAGCUGUACAGUUACUUCCAACUCCUGAUGCGGCUGAAUUUCGGGUACUCCAUUCGCGAGGUGCCCGAGAGCUCGUUUUGCUUUGCUUUUGGUCUCAGCCAACCGACUCUGCAAAUUAUCGCACAGAUCCACACACUGCAAAAAAUGAGAGACCAGGGGUCCAUGACGGAGACGGAUGCGUUGCAAUUCUCAAGUCUGUUGGAAAUCAAAAUCCAGGCCCAUUCCACCAUAUCGCAAUUAUCUGCGGCUCUCAAUUGCUCAUGCUAUCUCCAGAUGUACCAGCUUCGGUCCUCCGCUGCUUCCAGCCAACUACAGGAAAACUGUCUUGCAGUCUUGCUCGAAACUGUUCAGAAAAUCCCGAAAACAGAGCCGCGGCUGUUGUAUCCAUUGAUGGUAGCCGGUUCGGUUGCAACCAAAAGAGACCACCAGGAGUACAUUCUGCGCCGCAUCAAAGAUCUCCAGAGUUUCCUCAAGUAUCCCUUUGUUUCCCGCUACCAAGACCUCUUGCUGUACAUGUGGCAGAGCAAAACACCACUGAGUGCUACACAAAACCAUAGCCCAACCGGUGUAUUGAAGCAUGAAUGCAAACCAUUUGGCACCUUCAGGAACGUCCCAGACUGCCAGAAUGACAUUGCCGAUUAUAUUCAGCACUUGGGACAGAAGAAUGGCCUGCCAACGCGAAUGGAAGAAGUCAGCAUAACAUCCUGUCAGAAUCAACCAAAGAAUACCAAUAGCUGGAGUGAUUGCGCCCAAUUGGUUAACCUUUCCGGUGCUGUAUCUUUUAAGCGACUUGAUCCAAAGCAAAUAAGCACCAGAGGUUCCGUUAUUAUUGUUCCAGCAGAAAAUAUCCCAAAGACUGAGGACAUAGAUGUGCCACGAGGUAAGCAGUUUUUUCCAGAUAGCGCGGUCGAAAAAGUGUCUUUCAGGAGGAACGUUGUAUCCUGUUUUGUUGUCCUUCAAUCUCUUUCUAGCAAGCAGGAUCUCUUUGUCGGUCAAGAAGAUAGAAUAGCACUGUCUUGGAGUACCUGGGAUGGAAUAGAAUCCGAUGAUUCCAACCGCUAUGGAAAUGAUAGCAUCGAUGAUGAACAUCCAUCUCCAACCUUCAAGGCCAUUCUUCAUGUUAAGCGAGUUAUAAAUGGCACCUUGCAAAAGACCAGAGGUCAAAACGCCAAGAUAUUGACCAAUAUAAUACACCAUAGAACGACGAACAAUCUCAUCAACUUUGUACCAACUUCCGAAAAGGUACAUGUAAGCGAGAUAGCCAGGAGCCUCAAACAGACCAAUGAAGAAUCUCAUGGCCUCCAAAUGACUAACGUUGGUUGCACGGUAAGCUCCCAGAGUGAACAAACUCCAACAGAUGUCCAAUGUUGGCAGAACAUAGCUCAAAGGAACUUUGUACAAGAUGUACAUGAAAGGAAUCUGGAAAACAAUGGUUCCGACGGUGAACACAGCUUGGGUGUGGACCAGAUCGUUACCUUUCAUUCCGAUGGAUUCUUUCAUUCCACUGACAUAAGCGUUGUUCAAGUUGGUUUGAUCGAGGUAUUUGACCCAAUAGGCCAUCAGGGAGUAGAAACAGAGCAAGAUGUCAAGCUUGAUCACCAGUUUUCUCUCCUCGGGGGUAUCGUCCUGGUUGAACCAAUGUGCCCCAUUCAGCAGGUCAACCAUACACUUUCCGAUCCUCACACCGUCAUUGGACAACUUGGAAUUGCGGCCCAUCGCGUCAUCAUAGGUUUCCUUGGUGAUUUUGCCGGCAUCAAGUCUGGAAUCCACCAGGAUGUUACCGCAAUCAGUCGUGAAUUCAGGAUGGCCUUGGAACGUCAACAGUUUGUUCUUUUUGUAUAUUCCCUGGUAUUUGCAUCCAUCGGUCGAUCCAACAUUGGCGUAUCCUUCGGGAAGCUCUCCAACAACGAUGUCCUGAUGCAUUUCCAUCACAGUGACGGUGUUUUUCGAGUCGUUGGAAGCCAAAGACCCGAUCUGAAUCUCUGGGUUCAGCUUGAUCUCCAUAAGUCCCAUUUCCCAUCCUUCUGGACUGCGAGUCACUUGCAUGUCCAGAGCAGUUGCAAUGAUCUGGUGUCCAAAACAGGACGCGGUGAUAGGGAACUCGUACUCAUUCAAACACAGUCUCAGAAAGUCGCGAAGCUUGACAAUCCAAGUCCUGCCGAACGGAACAGCGUGAUUGCCUGGUCGCCAAAGUCGCCAAACUUCUUAAGAGUCUCUAUCUGGGUGUCGCAAACCAGAAUCGCCACAAAUGGAGGAAUAAAGGUCAUUACAAUUGUCCCAGCAGAGGAAGAUCUUAUCUUAUUUAUUUGA